AGUUCAUUCUCUCAACAGUCCUCUUCGCUUUGUUCUUGUGGCCAACUGACCCUUUGUUCGAGGAUAACAGUUAAAUUGACGACUUUGGGUAUCGAAAGACGGGAAGGAAAGACCUCCACGAGACAAGCAAACCAAGAUGAAGUUUCUCUGCCUCCCCGGAGCCUACGGCAGCGCAAAGAACUUCGAAGUCCAAUUCGGUCCUCUCGCCGAAGAAUUCAAACGCCGUGGUCUCGGCUCCUUCACCUACUCCCAAGGCACACAUGAAGUUGCCCCGCCCCCCGGUUGGGAAGACUACUUCGGCAAGCCCCCUCUCUACCGCUUCCUCGACGUCUCCAACGGCGAUGCCUUCGAAACUCUACGCCGGCUGCGCCACGUGCCGCGUGGCCUGAACCCCGAAGACACAAUGCGCCAGCUGCAGGGCGCGACCGUAGAGGAGGACUGGCACCAGGAGGCUUGGCGCGAGGCUCUGGACGGGGUGUUCCAGACGAUCGAUGACGACCCGGAGAUCGAUGCCAUCCUUGGCUACAGCGAGGGCGCGAUGGUGGCGGCGAGCGCGAUCGUGGAAGAGCAGGAGCGGUGCAUGAGGGAGAAGGGGAGGGAGAGAAGGAUCAAGUUUGCUAUCUUCAUCGCGGGCGCACCGCCCCUGAAGUUCGAAGGUAACAAGCGCAUCACCGCGCAACUGUUCGACGAAGUCGGCGCAGUCAUCGGCAUCCCGACCCUCCACAUCUUCGGCUGCGACGACGCCUUCCUCUCCUCCGCAGUCGCCUUAUUCAACGUCUGCGACCCGAGCAGCGCAGUCAUGUACGAUCACGGACUCGGCCACAUCGUGCCUCGCGACGCCGAGAACGUCUCCCUCCUCGGAACCGUCCUCGGCAAUCUCGUCCCGAAAGUCGAAGACCAAAUCAGAAGGGACGGACACUUCAUCAGGAAGGACAGAAGGGAGAUCAAGCGCGAAGCCAAGAAGAAUAAGCAGAGGGGGCCCCCUCCUGCGGCCGAGAACAGCCACGGCCAGGGAGUGGGAGGGAGGCCGGGAAUGCACCAGCGCGGAAACUCGCACCUUUCUGUGGGGUCGGCGCAGGGAGGAAAUAUCAGUUCGGACCCGGGGACCAGCGGAAGCAUCACGCCGGCGGAGGUGGAUUUCACUGUUGCUAUGCUGAGGAGGACGGACGUUUAGGGGCCGAGUUGGCCCAAGGUCCGGGCUGCUCCGCGCAUUGGAU
Molecule: messenger RNA, 1217 nt
Organism: Neurospora tetraspora
Lineage: Eukaryota; Fungi; Ascomycota; Sordariomycetes; Sordariales; Sordariaceae
Product: serine hydrolase-domain-containing protein
Exons: 4
Coding region: 137-1174 (345 amino acids)
Biological process (GO): secondary metabolic process
Cellular component (GO): cytoplasm; nucleus
Molecular function (GO): hydrolase activity
Source: RefSeq, a predicted model, not a curated record